Molecule: messenger RNA, 1755 nt
Organism: Saccharomyces paradoxus
Lineage: Eukaryota; Fungi; Ascomycota; Saccharomycetes; Saccharomycetales; Saccharomycetaceae
Gene: MAL32
Product: alpha-glucosidase MAL32
Exons: 1
Coding region: 1-1755 (584 amino acids)
Biological process (GO): oligosaccharide catabolic process
Molecular function (GO): alpha-amylase activity
Source: RefSeq, a predicted model, not a curated record
AUGACUAUUUCUGAUCAUCCAGAAACUGAAAAGAAGUGGUGGAAAGAAGCCACAAUCUAUCAAAUUUACCCAGCAAGUUUUAAAGACUCCAACAACGAUGGCUGGGGUGAUUUAAAGGGUAUCACCUCCAAGUUGCCAUACAUUAAAGAUCUUGGCGUUGAUGCUAUUUGGGUUUGUCCGUUUUAUGACUCCCCACAACAAGAUAUGGGGUAUGAUAUAUCUAACUACGAAAAAGUCUGGCCUACGUACGGUACCAACGAGGACUGCUUCGAGCUAAUCGACAAGACUCAUAAGCUUGGUAUGAAAUUCAUCACCGAUUUGGUCAUCAACCACUGUUCUACGGAACACGAAUGGUUUAAGGAGAGCAGAUCCUCAAAGACAAAUCCAAAGCGUGAUUGGUUCUUCUGGAGACCUCCCAAGGGCUAUGACGAUGAAGGGAAGCCAAUUCCCCCAAACAACUGGAAAUCCUUCUUUGGUGGUUCCGCUUGGACUUUUGACGAAAAGACGCAAGAAUUUUACUUGCGCUUGUUUGCAAGUCGUCAAGCAGACUUGAAUUGGGAAAAUGAAGAUUGCAGAAAGGCCAUCUAUGAAAGCGCCGUUGGAUUUUGGUUAGACCAUGGUGUAGACGGCUUUAGAAUUGAUACCGCUGGUUUGUAUUCAAAACGUCCUGGCUUACCAGAUUCACCAAUUUUUGACAAAACCUCAAAAUUGCAGCAUCCAAACUGGGGGUCUCAUAAUGGUCCUAAGAUCCAUGAGUAUCACCAAGAGCUGCACAAGUUCAUGAAGAAUAGAGUUAAAGAUGGUAGAGAAAUAAUGACAGUAGGCGAAGUCGCUCAUGGUAGCGACAAUGCACUAUACACCAGUGCAGCCAGAUACGAAAUCAGUGAAGUUUUCUCUUUCACGCAUGUUGAUAUCGGUACCUCGCCAUUUUUCCGUUAUAACAUAGUACCAUUUUCCUUGAAACAAUGGAAAGAAGCUAUCGCAUCAAAUUUCUUGUUUAUUAAUGGUACUGACAGUUGGGCUACUACAUAUAUUGAGAAUCACGAUCAACCUCGUUCAAUCACGAGAUUUGCUGACGAUUCACCAAAAUAUUGUACCACAUCUGGUAAGCUGUUGGCAUUGCUGGAAUGUUCGUUGACAGGUACUUUGUACGUCUAUCAAGGACAGGAGAUAGGCCAAAUCAAUUUCAAAGAUUGGCCUAUUGAGAAGUAUGAGGACGUUGAUGUAAGAAACAACCACGAAAUCAUCAGAAAGAAGUUUGGCGAAGAUUCAAUGGAAAUGCAGGAUUUCUUGAGAGGAAUUGCCCUUCUUUCUAGAGAUCAUUCGAGAACUCCUAUGCCAUGGACCAAAGAAAAGCCAAAUGCUGGCUUUACUGGUCCAGAUGCUAAACCUUGGUUUUUCUUGAACGAAUCUUUCCAACAGGGGAUCAAUGUUGAGCAGGAAUCCGAAAAUAAUGACUCAGUGCUCAACUUCUGGAGAAGGGCCUUACAAGCCAGAAAGAAAUAUAAGGACCUUAUGAUUUACGGUUACGAUUUCCAGUUCAUUGAUUUAGACAGUGACCAGAUCUUUAGCUUCACUAAAGAGUAUGAAGAUAAGACGCUGUUUGCCGCUUUGAAUUUUAGUGGUGAAGAAAUUGAAUUCAACCUCCCAAGAGAAGGCGCUUCUUUAUCUUUUAUCUUCGGAAAUUAUGAUGAUACUGACGCUUCCUCUAGAGUUUUAAAACCAUGGGAAGGUAGACUUUACCUUGUCAAAUAG